Leucoraja erinaceus (little skate) is the source of this 6602-nucleotide messenger RNA. Its product is annotated as Kv channel-interacting protein 2-like. Gene Ontology annotation, cellular component: voltage-gated potassium channel complex. Gene Ontology annotation, molecular function: calcium ion binding; potassium channel regulator activity. The record is from RefSeq and is a predicted model, not a curated record. The coding region runs from base 443 to 1102 and encodes 219 amino acids. The transcript is spliced from 8 exons. Gene Ontology annotation, biological process: regulation of potassium ion transmembrane transport. Lineage: Eukaryota; Metazoa; Chordata; Chondrichthyes; Rajiformes; Rajidae.
AAAUACUGCUUCUUGCUGGCUGAAGAUCAACGCGAUUGGCGGAGGGAGAGGGAGGGAGGGAGAGAGAGAGACACACACACACACACACACACACGGACCCGUGUUGUAUCUCUCCACAAUCUGCUGUCUAAACAGGAACCCGUGUUGCUUCUGCACACAGCACCUCGGGAAAUAACUGACAGGUUCUAUCGCAGGGAAGUUAACAUUCCCAGGAAUUACUCAACCAUGGAUCCACUUUAACCCCCAAUUUUCUCCACCCAGUUUCUCUCUCUCUCUCUUUCUCUCGCUGCUCCACCCUCCCUCCAAAAUUCUCAAUUGGUAGAGAUUCGGCAUCAGCGGCUGCUGGGCGCUAACACGCUCUUUGCUUUCCAAUCUUUAAUUUAAAAGCACAUUUGACAGAUAUUCCUCUCCCACUUCCCUUCCGCUGCCUUCUCAAGAGAUUAUGAAAGGCAAGACCAAGAAGUCCAGCGUCACGGAGCAGAGGGACAUGGACGGGUAUGACCAGCUCCCCGACAGCAUCGAGGAUGACUUUGAACCGUCCACCGUGUGCCACCGGCCAGAAGGACUGGAGCAACUCCAAGGCCAAACCAAGUUCACCAAGAAGGAGCUCCAAGUCCUCUACCGAGGUUUCAAAUCCGAGUGUCCCAGUGGUGUGGUCAAUGAAGAGACGUUUAAACAAAUCUACUCUCAGUUCUUCCCCCAAGGAGAUUCCAGCAUGUACGCACACUUCCUAUUCAAUGCUUUUGAUACAGACCAUAAUGGCUCAGUUAGCUUUGAGAAUUUUGUAACAGGUUUGUCAGUGAUUCUUCGCGGUUCCAUGGAUGACAAAUUGAACUGGGCAUUCAAUCUGUACGACUUAAAUAAAGACGGCUGCAUCACCAGAGAGGAAAUGUUAGACAUUAUGAAAUCCAUUUACGAUAUGAUGGGGAAGUAUACCUACCCGUCAGUGAGGGAGGAAUCACCACAGGAGCACGUGGAAACAUUCUUCCAGAAAAUGGAUAAAAAUCGGGAUGGGGUAGUAACUAUUGAAGAAUUCAUCGAAACCUGCCAGAAGGAUGAGAACAUCAUGAAGUCAAUGCAGCUUUUUGAGAACGUCAUCUAGAGGUGGGAGGUGGAGCGGAGGUCAGGACCGCUUGACCUCUGACUCCUUGCCCUCUGACCUUGGUGGGCCGACCUGGGUCGUCCAACUUCUCCAACUGGGACCCUUUGACUUCUGGCAUCGGAACUUGACUUGGCGGUGUGGGGGAGGAGAAGGGUUGGACGUUGCACGGACUCACGGACAAGGAGAGAGGGAGAAGGAGAGAGCGAGGACCUCCUGCGACGGACCUUUUGUAUUUUUCACGGACUUGACACGAACUGCUGGAGGACGCGGAGAACCACCGCGGUGGGAACCUCGCGGCGCUACGGCUGUGGGGCGUAAAGUGAAGAGGACAUAGACCUUCACGGCAUGCUACCGGGACACACUAUAAGCAUCUUUAUACAACAAUGCCAAGUUGCAUGGGGGAAAACGAGAGGGCAACAGACCACCACAGACCAACCCUUCCAACUGUCCCCUUGCUUUGCUGUAAGAAAUCCGACCAACAAAACAAAACAUCGCUGGUGACUAAAUGGCUUCCUUGCUCCAUUCAGCUUUGUCGCCUGAGUUUAAACUAUAACCACACUGAUCUGAAGAAAGCCUCACAGAAUAAUACAGGGAGUGCUUGACUCUGCAUCUAAUCUGUCACUGGGAGAGUGCGGUGGGACAGCAUAAAGGGAACCAGAGGCAACAAAAAAGCUUUUCCCUGUACCUCGGUACACGUGAUAAUAAACUAAUUUGGGCCGAUGGGGCGGGCAUUGCGAAUCUCACAAUAUAACCGAUGCAUUUAGGACUUGGGUUUAUGGGGCAGGAUAUGAUCAUCCCUGGAGUGUUUAGCAAUUUGUGUUUCUAUAACAACAAUAAGUCAUUGAAAAGAGUCAAAGUCUUCUCAUGGGAAUGUUAACAAUUGCUACUUGACAGCGAGCCCAAGAAGGGCUCGUUGACGGAGCUGAUCAAACGCUUAGUCGUAAAUGUGUUUUUAUGGAGUGUAUGGAAGGCGGACAGAGAGAUUCAGGGAGGGAAUUGCCGAGUUUGGGCCGUCGGUGUCAAAGAUAUGCCGAUCAACCACCGAGUCGUGGAAGACGUGACCUUUUAGGGCCCGAGAAUGCGAAGAGCACAAAGGUCGUGGGAUGAAAGAGGCUCCGGUGCUGUCGGGUGCAUCUGAAUGCGAGGCUGAGAAUUCCUCACACAGAAUGAGAAUUUCUCGUUGAGUAUGGGAAUUUCACACUCGGAUUGAGAAUCCUUUGCCCAGAACGACGAUUUCUCAUUCGGGACGAGAAUUCUUCCCAUCGAAUAAAAAUUCCUCCCUCAUGGAGUCUGCAGCGUGGAAACAGGCCUUUAAGUCCAACAUGCCCACACCGACCCACAUGCCCCAUCUACGCUAGUCCUACCUGCCAGCAUUUGGCCCAUAUACUUCUAGACCUGUCCAUGUACAGGACCUGCCUAAAUGUUUCUUAAAUGUUGUGAUAGUAUCUGCCUCCAGCAGCUCGUUCCACAAUGAGAAUUCACACCGGCGAUGAGAAUUGCCCGCACAAUCCAGAGGAGGUUUACGAGAAUGAUCCCGGGGAUGAUUAGGUUAACAUAUGAUGAACGUUUGAUGGAACUGGGCCUGUACUCACUGGAGUUUAAAAAGAUGAGGGGGAGAUCUCAUUGAAACUUACCGAAUAGCGAAAGGCCUGGAUUUAGUGGAUGUGGGGCAGAUGUUUCCACUAGUAGGAGAGUCUAGGACCAGAGGGCACAGCCUCAAAAUAAAAGGAUGUACCUUUAGAAUGGAGAUGAGUAGGAGGUUCUUUAGUCAGAGGGUGGUGAAUCUGUGGAAUUCAUUGCCAAAAAUGGUUGUGGAAACCAAGACGUUUUUAAGGUGGAUGAUUGACAGAUACUUGAUUGGUAACAGCGUCUGGGGUUAUGGGGAGAAGGCAGGAGAAUGGGGUUGAAAGGGAAAGGGUUAGGCAGCCUCUCCGGAGAAUAGGUGACUUGGGCAGCUUACAACCCAGCGGUUUGAACAUUGACUUCUCCAAUUUCAAGUAAGCCCCAUAUUCCCUAUCUCUCCACCCCUCCCCCACCCUAGUCGUCCUGCCAGUUCCAUAUAUCCUUUUGUUAGCACCUCUUCCACAGCCAACAAUGGACCAUUGUGGGCUUCAUCAUUCCUUGGUCAUCAGUGCAGGCUCGGAUUUGUUCUGAACCUUUUCAUUCCUCUAGUUUCCCUCUCCCCUGAUUCUCAGUCUGAAGAAGGGUUUCGACCUGAAACGUCACCUAUUCCUUUUCUCCAGAGAUGCUGUCUGACCCGCUGAGUUACUCCAGCAAAUUUAAUAAGUAGGUUUUCCUUUCUGUAAAGGUACGUUGUUUUAUUUUGAGGAUGUGCCAUCUGGUCUAAACUCUCCCACCGCUGUUAACAUCCUCUCGACAUCCAAGGUUUCCUAGGUUUAGAUUCAGGUUCAGGUCUAUCAAUGAAAAGCUUUUUUUUGCAUGUUAUCCAAACAGAUCAGAUAUACAGUACCUUGCAAUCGGUCCAAACUCAAGUACAAUAGGUAGAGCAAAGGGGAAGAUACAGAGUGCAGAAUAUAGUUCUCAGCAAUGUGGUACAUCAGUUCCAUAGACAAAGUCCAAUGUCCACAAUGGGGUAGAGGUGAAUCGGGUUAUGGAAAGACUGUUCAGAAGCCUGAUAACAGAUGUGAAGAAGCUGUUCCUGAGUCUAGCGGUGCGCGCUUUCAAGCUUCUGUACCUUAAUAAUAAUAAUAAUAAAUUUUAUUUAUGGGCGCCUUUCAAGAGUCUCAAGGUCACCUUACAAAAAUGUAGCAAGUAGAGGAAAAACAUGUAAGCGGAAUGAAAUAAAUAGUAGAGACAUGACUAGUACACAAAUUAAAGACAGAAUUCAAUUCAAAACACAAUAUGAGGCAAUUCAAGCACAGAUGAAAAGGGAGGGGGACGUGGGGCUAAGGAUAGGCAGAGGUGAAGAGAUGGGUCUUGAGGUGGGACUGGAAGAUGGUGAGGCACACGGAAUUGCGGAUCAGUUGGGGGAGGGAGUUCCAGAGCCUGGGAGCUGCCCUGGAGAAGGCUCUGUCCCCAAAACUGCGGAGGUUGGAUUUGUGGAUGGAGAGGAGACCGGCUGAUGUGGAUCUGAGGGACCGUGAGGGUUGGUAGGGGGAAAGGAGGUCAGUGAGAUAUGGGGAGGCCAGAUGGUGGAGGGCUUUGUAGGUGAGGACCAGGAUUUUGUAGGUGAUCCGGUGGGAGAUGGGAAGCCAGUGAAGUUGUUUGAGGACUGGAGUGAUGUGAUGCCAGGAUUUGGUGUGGGUGAUGAGUCGGGCGGCUGCGUUCUGGACCAGUUGGAGUCGGUUGAUGUAGGUGGAGCUGAUGCCAAGGAGAGAACCAUCUACCAGACGGGAGCGGGGAGAAUGAAUGAAUGCUUUAUUGUCACAUGUGAUGAGUCAGCGUUAAUUUAUUUGCUUGCAUACCCAAGGUAUGCAAAUAGUUGCCACCUAAUGGGCGCUGGUAACAUCACAAAGUAUACACAGUAUCCGCACCAGGAAGGAAUGACAGGGGCGGGUCUUAAAUUAUUUUGGCUGCUUUUCCGAGGCAGCGUGAAGUGUAGUGUCUGAAGAAGGGUCUCGACCCGAAACAUCACCUACUCCUUCGCUCCAUAGAUGCUGCCUCACCCGCCGAGUUUCUCCAGCAUUUUUGUCUCCCUUUGAUUUUUUCAGCAUCUGCAGUUCUUUCUUAAACAUGAAGUGGAGAUGGAGUCAUUAUUAAUGGGAAAGGGACAGGAAGUACUUUGAAUAUAAAAGGAGCCUAAGCUUUGAAGUAAAUUCCUGCUGUACGUUUUACGGUCUCAGACUUGCUUUCCAACUUUUAGCUUAGUUUAUGUUCAGUUUACAGAUACAGCACAGAAACAGACACUUCGGCCCACUGAGAUCAGACCGACCAGAGAUCACCCUGUAUACGAACACCAUCCAACACAUUAUAGACAAUUUACAAUUUUACCAAAGCCAAUAUUAUAUAAACCUGCACGGCUUUUGGAGUGUGGGGGGAAACCGGAGCACCCAGAGAAAACCCACAAGGUCACAGGGAGAACGUAUACUCUCUGUACAGACAGCACCCGUAGUCAGGAUCGAACCGGGAUCUCCGGCGCUGUAAGGCAGCAACUCUACCUCUGCCCCACUGUGCCGCCCUUCUUUAACUGUUGAUGUCACGUUUGUGCCUUAUUUUUGAGCUCCAAGUGUUAGUCUACACUGACUAACAUUGCUGCAAGUCAACAGCAAGGUCAACAGCUUUAGGGUACAAAAAACUCCAAAGUAUUGACUUGGCUUGUUUACCAAUGUUAACCAACUGACUGCAAAGCCAUGCCCUUUCUGUCCACUACAGAAUCUACAUGAAAGGCUCAGGCUUUACUAAUCCACACAGCCAUCUCUGUGGGAAUCCAGUUGUCAACUACUGCAGAAAAUUAAUUUGAGCGAGAAUUUACAUUGGCUUGCAGCAGCUGUGGGAGCUUCACUCUGUAUUUAAGAUCAGUCAAGAACAGGAACCUGUGACCCAAUUUGUUCAAAACCUGCCGUUCAUCCAUAGAGGGAAAACAUUAUACCCCAGAGCGAGAUCUGGAAAAUCGUCCAAUCAAUCAUUCAAUGCGACUUAAAAAACAGUGUUGGGAGAGUGGAUGGGAGCUUUGCUUUAUUUACAAAGUGUGGUCCCUGCUGCCCUGGAAGGGUGUGACGGGACUGUGUAGAGGGAACUUCACUCUGUAUCUCACCCGUACUGCCCUUUGCACAAGUCAGGGAAGACCUGCUAGAUGUACUGUAUAUAACAUUAUGAGAGGCAUAGACAGGGUAGACAGUCACAACGUCUUUUUCCCAGGGUGGAAUAAACAAACACCAGAGGGCAUAGGUUAAACGUGAGAGGGGCAAAGUUUCAAGGCGAUGUGCAGGGCCAUAUUUAUUUUUUACACAGAGUUGUGGUGGGUGCCUGGAACGCGCGGCUGGGGUAGUGAUGGAGGUAGUUAUGCUAGAGGCAUUAAAGUGGGGUUUGGGCAGGAGCAUGGAUAGGGAGGGAUAUGGAUCACGUGCCGGCAGAUAAGAGUUGGUCUUGGCAUCAUGUUCAGCACAGAGGCUGUACCUGUGCUGUACUGUUCCUUGUUCAAUGACGUUAAAUGAGGAUACAAUCCCAGAGGGAUUGGAAAGGUAAUUUUGCAUGUGUGUGUGUUGGUAUAGUCCCUUUAACACUGCCGGCCCUUAAUGACUGCGAUAUCCCUCGAUUUAUUCCUGCAGCUCCUUGGCAUACCUGAGGCAGCCUCUGUCUUCCCCUCUCAAAGCUACCGUGGAACUUCCUCACAGCGGGUUUCCCCAUACGGACCCCCCGAGAUCGAUUGAGAGCAUCGUUCCCCCAUGCUUCACCCUCCCACAUAUUUCCACAGAGAGCUCCCACCCCGAACCCCAUAUCCCCCCAAACCGAGAAGCUAAUGACCGUCAGGCCCCAUGAGGUGCAUGCUUGCAUGGACAGACACCCACACACUUGCGUGUUCCCCACCCCCCAUCCUCAC